UUUCUUAUUAAUUUUGGAACAACCUGAGACUCAUAAUCAAUCAAAAUGGUACUUAUAAAAAGUAGUACUACUACUACUGCCACUAUUAUGCUUGUAUUCCUUUGUGCUGCCUUGUUGUCUUCUGCUAGGUUGCAUCCUGCAGGAGGAGCUGAAGUUAAUGAUAUUUCAAGUACAAAGGCUAAUGUUGCAAGUGAGACUAUAAACAACAAUAAGGACAAAAACAUAGCUGCAAUGGACAUGAAGAAACAAAGUGUGAAUUCACCAAAAUCCAGUUUUCAUGGAAAGAGAAGUUUAUCAGAUGAGUUUGUUGCUUUUACUGCUGACUAUCAUCCACCAAGGCAUCACCCACCAAAGAACAACAAAUAAUCAGUACUCUACUUAGAUCAAUGCAAGAUAUAUAUAUUGGUGUUGUUCUUAUUUUGCUUAUCCUUUACUUUAUGUUUUUCUAGCUCAAGAGUGUCACGUAUCUUAAAAUUUUCAUAAUACUAUAUUCUUUUUGCCAGUGUAAUGUAAAAUUAAUAUAUUUAUGUCAAUGAAAGU
Molecule: messenger RNA, 540 nt
Organism: Trifolium pratense (red clover)
Lineage: Eukaryota; Viridiplantae; Streptophyta; Magnoliopsida; Fabales; Fabaceae
Product: protein GOLVEN 7-like
Exons: 3
Coding region: 46-366 (106 amino acids)
Source: RefSeq, a predicted model, not a curated record